Aegilops tauschii subsp. strangulata is the source of this 1282-nucleotide messenger RNA. RefSeq names its product BTB/POZ and MATH domain-containing protein 1-like. Gene Ontology annotation, biological process: protein ubiquitination. Gene Ontology annotation, molecular function: protein binding. Lineage: Eukaryota; Viridiplantae; Streptophyta; Magnoliopsida; Poales; Poaceae. The record is from RefSeq and is a predicted model, not a curated record.
CGUCGUGUGUAAACCCAGCCGGAGCGCGUGCUGCCUGCGGCACUUGAACUGAAACGGCGAGCGGCGUGUGCUCUGCCGGCGGUUGGGGUCUCCAAGCGUCUCCAUCCAGUACUCCUGGUGAUAAAGAUCUUUCCUUCUGCGUCGCAGGCCAAAAGUUUGAACCCCACGCCAUGGUGGUGGACUCCAUUUUCGCAGACUUCAGGCUUGACCCGAAAAGCGACUUGUAUCUCUUCCAAACCCUCGGCGUAGGGGGGGACGUCCUGCGCAUAGGAUGCCACCCGCGCGGGACUGGGCACAGAGACGACGGCGACCUCUCCGUCGCCCUGAGGCUGCAGAGCAAAUCCAGGAGCGUCAAGGCCGAAUUCGAGGCCUUCCUGGCGGGCGGAGACGACGGCGCACCACCGCUCAAGGCAAAGCGGUCCACGUUUACGCAGGAGAAGACCCCCGAUGACCACGACGGCGUCGACGUCCAUGGCUGGUUCCAUUUCAUGCGGGGCGACGUAGACUCGCUUUUCGCGGCGCACGGCGCGGCCACGCUGGUGUGCGGGGCCGUGCUUGUGCGCGGCGACGACCCCGUCCCCGUCCCGGCGUCCGACAUGGGCGACCACCUCGGGCGCCUGCUCGACCGCGCCGACGGCUCGGACGUCUCCUUCUCGGUCGCCGGCGAGACGUUCCGCGCGCACCGGGCCGUCCUCGCCGCCCGCUCGCCGGUGUUCAGGGCGGAGCUCUUCGGGUCCAUGGCGGAGGCCGCGAUGCCAUGCAUCACCCUGCACGACAUCGAGCCGUCGACGUUCCGACUUCUGCUUCGGUUCGUGUACAUGGACCGGCUGCCGACGGACGAGGAGCUUCCAAGCUCUUCGGAGACGACCGAGCUGUUCCAGCGUGUGCUUGCGGCGGCCGACCGGUACGAUCUGGGCAGACUGAAGCUCCUCUGCGCCCAGAAGUUGUGGGAGAGCGUGUCGGUGGAGACGGUCGCUACUACUUUGGGUUACGCUGAAAUGCAUAGCUGCCCGGAGCUGAAGAAGAGGUGCCUCGACUUCUUCAUGGCGGACAAGAACUUCAAGAAGGUGGUGGUCACCGACGGCUACUUCUGGCUCAUCGGACGCUUCCCCUCCAUUAUUUAUGAUAUAAGAGCACGGGUUGAUGAGACUUGAUUCACGCCAAUAUUCAUUCUAGUCUUGUGCUGAGUCGACUGUUGCAACAAUUCUUCUUCGAGAUGUGCAACAUUUUAUUUUUGUGCUGCAACAUAUCAGAGAAAGCAUCAUAUAUAUUCACAGAAAAA